UGACACUGGACCACAUCGAACUGUAUCGGUCGACAAGUCCGUACCAACCGCUUCCGCCCAGACGUGCAGACCAGACGACACAAACAGUACACCAUUGACGACAUUCGUUUGCACUACAUCCACAGCGUUGCGCCAUGCGUUCGAAUAGCCUGCCCGUUUUCGCCGCGACGGUGCUGCUGGCAGCCGCGCAAAGCUUGUCGGUCGGUGCCGCGGCCAAGUCCACCAGAGGGUUGGUCAGGUAUUCGGACGAACAGCACAUUCCGGUGCGCCAGGUGCACGUGUCUAAAGCUAAAGCAGAGUCGGCCAAGAGCAAGUCUGCACCGUCAAAAACCAAGAAGCCGGAAGCCGCUGUAGUCCAAAAGAAAAAGCCGGCGCCCGCCAAGCAAGUCGUUAGAAAACCACCCAAGCCUGUUGAUGAUAAACUGAGAAGCGAAUACGAAGAAUAUUUACGUCAACAGAUUCAACAAUGGCAAAUUGCCGUAAUUAAUGGCCAACCAGUUGCCCAGGGACCACAACCUGCGGGACAACCCCCAUCCAGUGUAUGGAUACAAGUUCCUGCUAAUGGGUACUACCCUCCACCAUCAUAUGGUUACCCUUCAUACCCUCCUCCUUCUUAUCCACCACCGUCUUACCCACCACCCUCUUACCAACAACCCUCUUACCAACAACCAUCAUACCCGCCUCCUUCAUACCCUCCACCAUCGUACCCUCAACCAUCUCCAUAUCCACAACCUUCUCCAUAUCCCCAACAGCCACUAUACCCACCGCAGCCCAUUUCUAGUACGACUGAACAACCCGAACCGUUAAUUUCUGAAGAAGUCACAACGUCUCAACCAGAUGGGUCGACAUCGCCAAUAUCUCAACCAGAAGAUGGUGGGUAUGUGACCAUUGAACCUCCAGGAUUUCCCGGACAAGUAGACACAGGUAUCCCACCUCCAGGUGUUGCUGAACCCGAUAUCCCAGAACUGACACAGCCCCCUGAAAUUUCGACAGAUAAACCAGAAACAACAACUUACACACCUGAAAGUUCAACAGAAUUACCGGAAGUAAUUCCAGCAUAUCCCGACAACCAAGUUCCAUCAGAGCAGCCACCAGGUGUACCAUUAUAUCCAGGACAGCCAGAAGAAGUACCUACAACUACAAAACCCGAAUUGCCAACUGAAUUUCCAACUAGUCCAUCAAUUACAGGGGAACCUGAAGGCGUUACAAAUGCUGCAACUACUCUUUUUCCCGAAAGUGAAGUUGGAUCUACUGCAUCACCUUCAACAGAUGCAUUAAAAUCUCAAUGUAAAGAACCUAGAGGACAAUUUCCAAGUGAAACUUCUUGUAACAAAUUCGUCAAUUGUUGGGACGAAACAGCAGUCGAGCAGGAAUGUCCUGCAGGACUGGCGUUCAAUGCGGAAAAACAAUAUUGUGAUUAUCCUGCCAAUGUAGACUGCGGUGGAAAACCCAUUACUGCUACAGAAUCUUCAAGUAGCGGUGGCAUUAAUAAUACACAAUGUCCAGAUGCUUAUGGCACCUACCGUAGUAAAGAAAAUUGUGGUGCUUUUUACGUUUGUGUAGCUGGAACACCAGUGGACUUCGUUUGUCCUGGUGGAACAAAUUACAAUGAAGAAUUAAAAAUCUGUGAUUACCCAUAUCGGGUUGACUGCAAAGGUUUACCGAGUAAUCCAGAACCAAUAGAAUCGGGAACCGAAGUUGACCUAACUACUACUGUUGCACCCGAAGUGUCUUCUACCACUUCUUCCACGUCGUUAUCUUCAGCUGAAUCUUCACCGAGUACUGAAUUUAUUCCAACGUCGUCUAUCACACCAGCCGGUGACGCUGUUCCGGCUCGGAUCUCAUAUACUAACAGCUUAAGAAAAAUACCUCCAAGUAUGGUAAAUACAGGAGUCCUUUGCAACCACCGAAGUGUAUACAGGUUAACUCCAGAUUGUUCAUCAGUUACACUUUGUCGUAAUGGAUUCACUCAUAUUCUAAAUUGCGGCUACGCUACUAGCUACGACAUAAUUAGCCAAAAGUGUAUAGCUAGCCAGAAAGCAAAUUGUGGACGUGCAAACUAGACAGAGCAAAUGUUGAUCAAUUUGGACCUGUAUAAAUAUACACAAACAUGAAAACGAUAAUCUAUAAUGUACUAGAAUAAAAAUAUUAUAGCUAAGAAAUAAUAGGUUUGGCAUCAUAAAAACCAACCUAAGUAAAUGUAUUAUUUGUGUGUUUUUUGGUAUAUUCUUUUUAUUAAAAACAGACUGUCGUUUUAGUCAGUAGUUUAAGUGAAAAGAAAAUACUGACCACCAAAAACAUAAUUAUUUAUUUAUUGAAAUAUAAUUAUUAAAUUAUUUGUCAUAAUUUAUUUAUUAAGAAUUUAAAAUGUAUUUUCAUGGCAAAAUAUAUACAUAAUAUAUAGCUUUAUUGCUGCGUUCCCCGGCUACGCCAGGGGCUAUGCGAAA
Messenger RNA from Adelges cooleyi (spruce gall adelgid), 2447 nucleotides. RefSeq lists its product as uncharacterized. Gene Ontology annotation, molecular function: chitin binding. The record is from RefSeq and is a predicted model, not a curated record. Gene Ontology annotation, cellular component: extracellular region. Lineage: Eukaryota; Metazoa; Arthropoda; Insecta; Hemiptera; Adelgidae. The transcript has 7 exons. Bases 135 to 2063 code for a protein of 642 amino acids.